Molecule: messenger RNA, 4821 nt
Organism: Esox lucius (northern pike)
Lineage: Eukaryota; Metazoa; Chordata; Actinopteri; Esociformes; Esocidae
Gene: dym
Product: dymeclin
Exons: 17
Coding region: 237-2255 (672 amino acids)
Biological process (GO): Golgi organization
Cellular component (GO): Golgi apparatus
Source: RefSeq, a predicted model, not a curated record
AGACGUCACGUUCACGCAAGUCUGUGGCGACGUGGAGAUAUGAUAGAAGAGGACUAGUGAAGCUAAUAUUGCUUACUCAAAUUCUUCGUUUUGGAAAUUGUUCUUUGUAAUUACCAUCUAAAGCUUGUGUUCAACCUGCACAACACUAACUACCUGGGAAGAAUACGUGUAUCGUGCCUGGUGUGGCAUUGGGAGAUGAGGCAGUGAGACAAAUUCCCGGACCCAGUACCCAGGAGAUGGGCGCUAACACCAGCCAGGUCAGUGACCUGUCAGAGAACCAGAGCCUCCACACCCUGAUCGGCACAGAGUCCAUCUCAGAGAAUGACCCCUUCUGGAACCAGCUCAUCUCCUUCACCUUUAUCAGCCCUACCAACAGUGGGGACUCCAAGCUGUUGGAAGAGGCUGUCAUUCCCCUGGCCAAGAUCCUGAUUGAGAACAAUCCCAGAACAGGGAAUUUUGGGGCCCUGGUGAGAAUUUUCCUGGGAAGAACCAAAGAGUUGAAAAUCUCCACUGAAUGCCAGGACCAGCUGUUCAUCUGGCAGGCCCACAAUGCCUUGUUCAUGAUCCGCUGCCUGCUCAAAGUUUUCAUCCGGGAGAUGACAGAGGAGGAGCUGCACUUGCAGUUUUCCUAUCAGGAGAGGGCGCCAGGCACCUGCGAUGCAGGGAGUGAGGACCUGCUGGAGGAGCUGAUGUGCAACCUUGUGCACCUGGUGGUGGAGGUGCCCCUUCUAGACAUUACAUACAGUAUCCUGUUUGAGGCGGUGACCACAAUGCUGGUGUUGCUUUCCUACCAAUUGUUCCACAAGGACAUCCUGAGAGACGGCCUCAUCUACCAGUACCUGAUGAAGGGACGAUGUUUGUCUCUGACCAGUCGACUGGUGAAGACUCUGCUGUAUAACUUCAUCCGACAGGAGAAAUGCCCUCCUCCCGCAACCCACAUCUUUGAACAGCACUCAGAGGGAGGAGGCCUGUUCUACGGACUCGCUUCGGGAGUAGCAAGUGGACUGUGGAGCGUGUUCACACUGGGUGGAGCCGGCAGUAAGCCAGGAUUGGACCAGGAGCAGAACCCUCUUCCACUGUCCAAUCAGAGCCUGUUACUGCUCUUGGUGCUGGCCAAUCUGACAGAUGGACCCAACGGUUGCCCCAACCCCUACAGACAGGCUGUCACCUGCUUCAAAAACACCCAAGACACAUCAUCCAUCCCCACCGAGCAGCACCACACGUUCCAGAUCAACUUCAACAGCCUGUACACAGCCCUCUGUGACCAACAGAGGUCGGACCAGGCCACGCUGCUGCUGUACACACUGUUACACCAGAACACCAACAUGAGGACGUACAUGCUGUCACGCACGGACAUGGAGAACCUGGUGAUGCCCAUCCUGGAGAUCCUGUACCACGUGGAGGACCGCAACUCUCACCACGUCUACAUGGCCCUCAUCAUCCUCCUCAUCCUCACUGAGGACGACACCUUCAACAGAUCCAUACACGAAGUGGUGUUGAAAAACAUAACGUGGUACUCAGAGCGUUCGUUAACAGAGAUCUCCCUGGGUAGUCUGCUCAUCCUUGUGGUCAUACGCACCAUCCAGUUCAACAUGACUCGGACUAGGGAUAAGUACCUCCACACCAACUGUCUGGCAGCCCUGGCCAACAUGUCGGCCCAGUUCCGCUGCCUACACCAGUACGCAGCUCAACGCAUCAUCAGCCUGUUUGCACUGCUGUCCAAAAAGCACAAUAAAGUCCUGGAGCAGGCUACCCAGUCUCUCCGUGGCACUCAGGGGGGCGACGACAGCUCAGUCCUGCCUGACUACGCCCAGGACCUGAACGUGAUCGAGGAGGUGAUCCGGAUGAUGUUGGAGAUCAUCAACUCAUGUCUCUCCAACUCGUUACACCACAACCCUAACCUGGUGUAUGCUCUGCUGUACAAGAGAGAACUCUUUGAACAGUUCAGGACUCACCCCUCCUUCCAGGACAUCAUGCAGAACCUGGACACGGUGAUAGGUUUUUUCAGCCAGCGUCUGGAGAUAGCUGGGACCGACCUGUCUGUAGAGAGGGUUCAGGAGGUCAUCAUGAAGGGAGCACAGGCUCUGCCUAAAGAACGCCUCAAGAAGUUUCCGGAGCUGAAGUUUAAGUAUGUGGAGGAGGAUCAGCCAGAGGACUUCUUCAUCCCCUACGUGUGGUCACUGGUCUUCAAUUCUGGAGUAGGCCUUCACUGGAGCCCCACUGGCAUAGAACUGUUCAGCAUGGACUCUGGCUGAAUGGUGGGGGUUUACCUCUGUCUAUUGGGGGCCAGUCCUAACUUCCACUUUCCGAAAAUGAAAUCCCUUAUUUGUGUACAUGGGAGAUAAAGUGGAACUUAGGAUUCGGCCAUGUGUGAGUGUAUGUAUAUUUGCGUCUGUGCGCAUUUAUUUUUAUCUAUGUGUGUGGGCUGCUAUUGGAAGUGCCUCUACCCUCACAGACAGAUCCGUGGGUUACUAUGGGAUGUUAGACAAGAGGACAUUGGUUGUACCCAUGUUUCUUUCAGCUCCUGUCAGUUCAUAUGGGAUUUGUCUCCUGUGCUUCCGCAUAGUGUAGCUGUGUCUUUUCGCACCAGUGUCUUGAUGGCGAGCACAGGACUCUGUCCGGUACAACCAGGAUAGCUCCCACACGCUUCACAACCACACCCCAACCAAGGAACAAAGUACUCGCCGCUGGACCACGUUACCAUUUCUGUUUUUGGUACAGUUUUGGUCAUCAAAAGUAUUUCUGGUUUUGCCCUAGAUUAUUUUGGUUUAGCGCUUCAUAUUUAGUUAUUUUUUCAAAUUAGGCAAACAUAAAAAAUCUAUUCAGGAAAGGUGGGGGUGUCAGUACAUUGUUUUAAUGCCAACUGACAUGAAUCAACUAGUCAAUGGCUUAUUAGUUAUUAGAUAAGUCUAUUUUGGUGUGCUAGCUUUUGAAUACAUGGAAUAUCUCGUGGGUCCCCUGAUAAGAUUUGAGUACCACUGCUGUAGAGCCUCAUAACAUUGUGCUUCUGAGUGAAAGUGGAAAGGGGCAUGGUUUAAAUCAAGACUGGAGAAAGCAAGCCUCUGACAGUUGUAUGGGAGUAAAAAAUUCAUAAAUGACCAUAUUUUUUGGGGGAGUCCCAAUUGUUUCUGACCUGAGCAUAUAGACAUCGUAUUUAAAUUUAAGGACAUGCUCUUAAGUGUUUCCAAACUCUGUCCACAAUGCAGUGGUUCUUAGAGUUUUUGAUGGCCUGAGAGAACAGCCAAUUAAAAACUACCAGCUGUUUUGUCCCAUCCAGCCAUAGUUCCCUCGUGAGGUGAUGUGGGACAGGAUGGCUCAAUAAAGAGCCUGUUGGUGGACGAGAUUAGAUGCCAAACAGAUUAUGGGAGCUGUGGCUUUUGCAAUUUUCCUCAAGCUUUGCAGCAUUAGCUGAUCAGAAGUUAAUAAAUGUCAGUUGUUUAAACAGUGGUCCUUGUUUUUCAUCAGUUGUGUUCUACUAUACUCGUUUUUCUGUCUGUUGACCCAAUAUUUUGUGUUAAUUAUUGAUUGCUAAUUAAUUUGUUUUAUGGGAUUUAUUUGUUUUUUAUUAAUUUAUUUUCAUGUUCAGAUUUUAUAGUUUGCCCCCAACAAAACAUAAACGAUUGCAACAGCAGCAACAAAAAUAAUAGCCUUGUGAACAAAAUAAGAAGUUUUUUCUUACCGGUAUAAAUACAACAUCAGUAUAAGACAAUAGCAGCAGAAACUUUGGCAAAUUCUAUGUUCACUUUAGGAAGCAUAAUUAUCCAUAGAAAAGUGAUUAUUGGCAUUAUAGUAUAGGCUAGGGUGGAUAUGUUUAUUUAGCCUUUGAUUCAACGGUAUGUUCUAGCUGGUGCCCUACGUAGUGCUCUACCUUUUGACCAGACUCUUAUGGGCCCUCGUCAUGAAAGGUGCACUAUAGGAAACGGGGGACCAUGUGUGAUGUCACCCCAACAUUGUACAGAUCAGGGAACGCAUGUAAAUUAUUUUAUAGACAAACACAAACGCAUGUUUGUUGCUCAUCCCAAAUGUUUUGUCUAAUGAAAAGCGACACCAUUUUCCUUAUAUGGCUCCUGGGCUCAGGUUUUUAAGUAGUGCUUGUUUCUGAACGCUAUAGUCACUGAUUAUUCAUAAUUCUGCAUAAACUACACUGAGAAAUACUGUGAAUAUAUAUUCCUGUAUGAAUCGACAUGACAUCCAUAAUAAAGAAUGUGCAUGUUGUUCGCGUGUGUGCGUACGUGCAGACGUGUUACAACAAGGAUCUACUGUUUUAAAUAAAUACCGCUGUUACACAACAACACAUGCAAAUGGAGUUGCUUCCAACAACUAUUUCUUUGUCUCUUUGAAGUGUGCACACAUUCACUACUUACCACACCUUGAAAACCAUUAGCCAGGGGAAGCCAUUGAUUUGAUGGAGUUUCUGUCGUUCCCUUCAAAUAAACCCCAAAAACCCUUGAGGGGAAUGGGUGAACAAGUGGGCACUUUGGGAGAAGAUAAAACAUUAUUGGGAUUCACUCAGAGGUCCUCUUUCCGUGCAUCCAGUAAUAAGUCUUUUCUAAGGGUAAAUGAAGUGUUUGAGAAAUACUCUUGAAAGAACACUAUUUGGGGUUGGUUUCACAUCUGUUUUCAACUGAAAAAGAAUGGUUUAAGCUGAACUCUUGUUGUUUGCAUGCAAGUCAAUUCUGGAAUCUUACUUCACUCGAGUAAUAGCUGACUUGCUUCUACAUUUGAGAUUAUUUUACAAUGUUACUUCCACUCUACUUCAAAUGUAAAGGCUGUCUUUACUUCCUAUGUAAAUUGACACAAAUAAAAAACACUUGUAAGAUA